Molecule: messenger RNA, 13546 nt
Organism: Pecten maximus
Lineage: Eukaryota; Metazoa; Mollusca; Bivalvia; Pectinida; Pectinidae
Product: cytoplasmic dynein 2 heavy chain 1-like
Biological process (GO): microtubule-based movement
Cellular component (GO): dynein complex
Molecular function (GO): ATP binding; dynein light intermediate chain binding; minus-end-directed microtubule motor activity
Source: RefSeq, a predicted model, not a curated record
AAGCGAAAGCUGCUUCACAUGUUGUAAGAAUUAUGAAUGCUUGAAAUCCAAACGAUAUCAAAAUGCCAGGAGGGGAUUCAAGGAAAGAAUACCUGUUGGCGACAGCAGCCAACUAUUUUGGCGUGCCACCGACUGAUGGUGUCAUCACUACUCUUGGGGACACUCCAUCAAUGAAUAGUUUCCUCGAUGAUGGAAAUGUUCCUGUGUUGGUGGCUCGACCUGAUGCUCGCACCAGUGGACGACGUCUGCUCCUAUCAAACAAGAUUGAACCUAAUGACCAGAAGGAAAAAGUAAUAGUUUUCUUUAAAAUCCGCCCUGAUGUGAUUACUCCUGAUGACCUACAUACUAACAUCAUUGUAUCUACAAUGGUAGAUUCCCCACUUAGCACCCUCUACCAUGCCGUCCAGAAGAUUUAUGCUCCACUGCUACUUGAAGAUGGCAAAUGGAGCCGGAAUCUUGACCCGAAGCUACAAAGUCUGAUAAGUGAGCUGGAAGCAGGAUUAGGAAGUGCUAUCAGGAAGCAGGAUGCUUCUUUCGCUGGCAAGUCAAAGGAUGGCGACAACUUGGGAUCUAUUCUGAGUCCAUCCGAUGAGUUCCAGUACUGGGCAGAUCAGUCAAGAAGUAGUGAGCGAGCAUCUAACUUUGUGGACUUGUUCAAACCCAUUUCUAAGGAGUUCGGGGGACUGGAUGCUAUGGGACUUCAGGAUGUGAUGGAACUGGUAGAAGUCACACAGGACACACUUGAUGAGGUGUGGAAAGGGGAGGACAGAAACCCGUACCCGGAGGACAGGAUGAAGCACCUCAUGGACAUCAUAGGCGGAUCCUUGGGAAGGUAUGUCCAGAGAAAGCUCGCAGAGGAAGACCUAUGGCAGGGUGAUUAUGGACAGGUCAAGGAAUCCCUGCGGUCAGGUGUGGCCAUUUGUGAACGUUUUGUUGGAGUAUGUGAAACAUUGACCACUCAAUUCUGGAAAAACUUUCGACCCAAUCCUUGGAAAGGAGAACGCUUCACCCCGGAAAACCUUAAGAAGCUGGCUCAGAGAUUAGAAGAGAUUCUGACUCUGAGGAUUGUUCAUGAGCAGCAGGUACAGCUGUUGAGCUCCCAGGAACAGAAGGAGCUACGUACGGUAGAUGCUUUCUCUCCUUUUGUAGGCUUGAACCCCCUACAAUACAACCCUUACACAACACCUCUCUGGAACGCUGCAGUCGCUCAGUAUGACAAAAUAAUGUCGCCAGUGGAACAGAAAAUCGCAGGCAAACUAAGAAGUCAAGUGAAGGCUCUUGAAGGCUAUCCACAACAGCUGUUGAGAGAGUUUCAAAGAUACAAGGAGCUCAUCAAGCGCCCUAAUAUCAACAAAGAGAUGGUGUCGGAAAGAGAGACACUGCUGGGCCAACUGAACGUAAAUGUUAAAGAAGUAGAGAACGAUUUCCAGAAAAGGACUGGACAGCGACCGGGAGGCAAAGGGGUGCCCAAGGGAAAGAACUUACCAGAGAUUGUCAACAACAUGGUGUAUGUCCGACAACUUGAGGCACGGGUUGAAGAAACCAUUAAGACUGCUGAGACCUUGCUGGGAGACUUGGCUGGGUUCAAAAAGUUCAGGAAGGAUGCACAAGAGCUUCAAGACGAGUUACUGAACUGGCGGACUGAGACCUACGACGACUGGACCCGCGACAUGCUUGACCGGAUCAACGACACCAGGGAACCGCUCAGCUUGGAAACCAAUGGUCGACUGAUGGAGCUGAACCACAACACGGGUAAACUACGUGUGAAUUAUGGCGACCGUCUGGUGACCCUGAUGCGAGAGGUCAGACAACUUGGAUCCAUGGGAUUUGUCAUCCCGGCCAAGAUAACGCAUGUAUCUAACACGGCGCAGAAAUUUUACCGACAUGGCGUGGUCCUUAAACAGGUGGCCCAUUUCUACAACACUAUCGACCAGCAGAUGAUCACAAGUCAGCAGGCUAUGAUGUUGAACUCUGCCCUUGCCUUCGAAAAACUUGUCAAAAACCCAAAGUCAGGGAGUAAAUCUAAAGGAGAGAAUGUAGAGAUUACCUGGGACAAUCCAGAUGAACUUGACCACUACAUCAAGAAGUUGCAGAAGGCAGCGGAGAGACUGACCACUGAGAACCGACGACUUAGGAAAUCACACAACACUGUCUGUGAGAAGACCCAGCAGUUGAUGGGCAUCGACCUACUCAGACAACAGCAAAAGUGGAAAGAUGGACUGAUGGACAUUCGCCACCUCAUGGCCAGCCUCGUCCAGCAGGGGUUUUCCUCCGACAACAUGAAGCCAUGGAAGGCUCAUUGGGACAGACAACUGUAUAAAUCUCUGGAGCACCAGUAUCAGAUGGGACUCGAGGCCCUCAACGAAAACCUGCCAGAGAUCAAGGUCGAGCUGACCUUCAGACAACAGCAACUGCAGUUCCGUCCUCCAUUCGAGGAAAUCAAAGCCAAAUACUUCCGUGAGAUGAAACGUUUCAUCAGUAUCCCGAACCAUUUCAAGGGUGUAGGGGAUGAGGCAACAAACUUGAUCUUCCCUGCAAUCAUCGACAGAAAUGCUGAAGGCUUCAUCACCUGCUACAGAAAGGCUGACGUCCUCUUUAAACGUCUGUAUGCUGCUCAGGAGCAAUUCAAGGAAUGGGUAGUCUUGGGUGCCAUCGACUUGGACCAGUUUGUUGAGGAUAACCUGAAGGAGAUAUCAGACUGGGAGAGAAACUUCAAAGGGCUCAAGGCUCGUGGCAGGGAUGCAGAAAAACUCCCAAACCAGUUGAAGAUUGACUGUCUGACGGUUAACACGACACCGGUGAAAGCCGUCAUAGACGACCACAUACAACGUCUGUUUGAUGCCCUCGUCAACUCGCUGCGAAAAGCCAUCAACUCGGAUGUGACCACCAUUGAUACCUUCCUGAAGGGUGCCAUGGAAACGCUGUCAAACAGACCUCAAACUGUGGAGGAGAUCGGGGUUGCUAACGCAAAGCAUGCUGAAUUCUCCAAAGAGCGAAAGGAGGUUCAGCCAUUGUUUGAGCGAGCGGACUCGAAGAACAAACUGCUGAGGUCAGUAGCUGGAGGAGGUGUAGACUCCCUGAACCAGCUACAGGGAUUCUGGGACAAGUUUGAACUGAUGAUGGAGAGCCACCAGCUGAUGGUCAAGGAGCAGGUGGAUGUGAUGAAGACUAAUGUGGACUCUCGUGUGAAGGCCUUCACACAGGAAGUUGAGAAGUUUGCCGCCAGGUGGCACCAGCUGAAGCCAGGAGAUGAUGCACUGGACGGCAACCAGAAGAAAUGUGAAGCUGCAAUGCAGAUCAUCAAAGACAAGCGACAAGAAUUUGCAGAGCUGGAGAAAAACAGACAGUCCCUUGUUAAUGACUGUGAACACUUUGGAAUGGACCUGCCAGAGUUGGAGCUUGCAGAUGAGCUCCGAGCAGACAUGGCUCAAUAUGAAAACAUGUGGGGCUUGUAUGAGGAAUUCAACAAGGGCUUACAAGAGCUUGCAAAGGAGGACUGGAUCUCUUUCAGGAGUAGGACAUACAUGUUUGAAGAGUUCCUCGGAAACUGGUACGAGAAGCUGAAGACUGACGAAGCAACAACCAUGACAGUCAAGCUUCAGAAGGACAUAGAAAAGUACAAGAAUGUAUUGCCAGUCCUGAAGUGGGUCCGGGGCGAGCCUCUCUCCCAGGAUCAUUGGAUGGAGCUCUUCCAGAUGCUCGGAAUGCCUCGUGGUACCACCCUGGAAAAACUGAACUUUGGAACUGUCCUAGGUGCUAGUGAUGCCAUCAUUGCUAAUGCAGAUGCUGUCAAGGAAUUGAACCAGAGAGCCCAAGGGGAGGUAACUAUAAGAGAAGCCAUCCGGGAACUUGACUUGUGGGGUGCUGGGGCCAUCUUUACCCUCACAGAGUAUGAGGACAGCAACAAAAACAGCAUGAUGCUGAUCAAGGAUUGGAAGGACCUUGUCAACCAGGUUGGAGACAAUCAGGCCCUGCUCCAGUCCCUGAAGGACUCUCCCUAUUAUAAGAGCUUUGAGGACAAAGCUUCGGUAUGGGAGCAGCGUCUGGCAGACCUCGACGAGUACCUACACAACCUCAACCAGAUCCAGAGGAAGUGGGUCUACCUCGAGCCCAUAUUUGGGCGUGGAGCUCUCCCAAAGGAACAGGGGCGCUUCAAGAGAGUGGACGAUGACUUCAGGAACAUCAUGAUGGAUGUGAGGAGAGACAACCGCGUUGUCUCCAUGACACAGAAGGCAGGGCUACGUAACCUCCUCACCACCAUGCUUGAUCAGCUACAGAGGUGCCAGAAAUCUCUCAAUGAGUUCCUCGAGGACAAAAGAUCCCUGUUUCCAAGAUUUUACUUCAUUGGUGACGAUGAUCUUCUGGAAAUCCUCGGCCAGUCAACGAACCCCAAUGUGAUCCAGACCCACUUGAAGAAGCUGUUUGCGGGUAUCCACUCAGUGGAUUUCGAUGAAAACAAUCAGCACAUCUUGGCGAUGAAGUCCCUGGAGGGUGAAGUGGUACCGCUGAAGAAAAAAGUGAAAAUCAUGCCGGAAGUGGAGGUGUGGUUGAGCAAACUGGCUGAGGAGAUGAAGGCCACUCUACAGGAACUGCUCCGUGAGUGUCUUCAGGACGCGAAAAAGAGCCAAGGAGGACUGGACCCCAGCAAGUAUCCUUCACAGGUGCUUUGUCUGGCGGAACAGAUCCGGUUCACUGAGUCUUGCGAGCAAGCCAUCGGUAAGGGUAACCUGGCCGGUUACCAGCGUGAGCUUGAGGCACAGCUCGAGUCAUACACCAGUGUGGACCUGAGUGAGGCCAGUGGGGUCGAAGGUCAUGUCCUUGACCUCAAGCUCAAGGCUCUGAUUCUGGAUACGAUCCAUGCCAUCGAUGUUGUACAACAUCUGACUCAGCAAGGAUGUCGCAAUAUCGCAGAUUGGAUGUGGAACAAACAGCUCAGAUUUUACCUGAAGAGAGAUGGAACAUGUGGUAUCAGAAUGGUCGACGCCGAGUUUGACUAUACCUACGAGUACCAAGGCAAUGCUCAGAAACUCGUACACACCCCGCUCACUGACAAAUGUUACCUCACACUCACACAGGGAAUGCACAUGGGGUUGGGAGGAAACCCCUAUGGUCCUGCAGGUACAGGUAAAACUGAAUCUGUGAAAGCCAUUGGUGGACUGUUUGGACGACAGGUGCUUGUAUUCAACUGUGAUGAGGGUAUCGAUGUGAAGUCGAUGGGCCGUAUCUUUAUUGGUCUGGUGAAGUGUGGUGCGUGGGGAUGUUUUGACGAGUUUAACCGUCUGGAGGAGGCUGUGUUGUCUGCUGUAUCCAUGCAGAUCCAGAUCAUUCAGGACAGUAUCAAAAACAGGGCACCCUUCGCGGAACUGCUCGGCAGAAAUGUUGACAUUGACCACAACUCUGGAAUCUUCAUCACCAUGAACCCAGCAGGAAAGGGAUACGGAGGCAGACAAAAACUCCCAGACAACCUCAAACAACUUUUCCGUCCUGUUGCCAUGUCCAAGCCAGACAAUGAACAAAUUGCUGAGGUCAUUCUUUUCUCUGAAGGAUUCAAACAGGGCAAGGAGCUUGGGCGCAAACUGGUUGCCAUCUUCAACCUCUCAAAGGAACUGUUGACUCCACAGCAGCAUUAUGACUGGGGACUCCGUGCCCUUAAGACUGUACUCAGAGGGUGUGGUAACCUGCUGCAGAUGAGGAAGCAGAAAGGAGGCAAGAUCGAUGCUAAGCUAGAAGCUAAGCUUGUUGUACAAGCUCUCCGUAUCAACACGCUCUCCAAACUGACAUUCUCCGACUCUUCACGCUUCAACGCCCUGGUCAGUGAUGUGUUCCCAGGAAUAGAGUUCAAGGACAUAGAGUACGAAGAGCUCGCUCAGGCCAUCCGGUCUGUGUGUGAGGAGAAAACUCUCCGCAUCAAUGAACUUCAGAUUAAGAAGUCACUGGAGUUGUAUGAACAGCUGAGACAGAGAACAGGGGUCGUAGUUGUUGGUCCAAGUGGUUCAGGAAAGUCUACCCUGUGGAGAAUCCUGAGGCAGGGUAUGCAGAAGAUCGGCAAGGAAGUGAAAACUUACACCAUGAACCCUAAGGCUAUGCACAGGACACAGCUGCUGGGACAGAUUGACAUGGACACAAGAGAGUGGACAGAUGGAGUCCUUACCUACAGCGCCAGACAGGUCGUCAAGGAACCCAAAGAGGUCCAGUCCUGGAUUAUCUGUGAUGGUGACAUUGACCCAGAGUGGAUUGAGUCUUUGAAUUCUGUCCUUGACGACAACAGAUUGCUCACCAUGCCCUCUGGUGAGAGAAUUCAGUUCGGUCCUAAUGUAAACUUCCUGUUCGAGACUCAUGACCUGAGCUGUGCUUCCCCAGCCACAAUCUCCAGAAUGGGAAUGAUCUUCCUCAGUGAUGAGGACACGGAUGUAAAGGCACUGAUUAGUUCAUGGCUGUCGAAACAGCCGGAGCACGAGCAGCACAUUUUGUCCGGCUGGAUAGAAGAUCACUUCUACAAGGCUGUGGAUUGGGUCCUCCGUGUGAACGAUUCCUUGGUGGAGACCAGUCGCAUUGGUGUUGUCCUCAACGGUCUGUCGCAUCUCCACAAUGUCAGGAACAAGGCCCACUUUGCUGUGUGUCUCAUCCACGGACUCGGAGGAAAUCUCAACGAAGGCAGCCGGGAAACAUUCGCCAAGGAGGUAUUUUCCUGGACACAAGAGGCCCCGCCUGACUCGCGGCGCCCCCUGGACACGUAUUAUGAUGAGAAUAUGGGUCGUCUGAUGACCUACAGUAUGGAGACCUCCGGAGAUCUGUCUGCAGACAACUUUACGGUGAGCUCGGCCUCCCUUCCUGUGAUACGUACCGGGGAUGUUCAGAGAGGACUUGACUACUUCAUGCCUUGGCUUCAACAGGACAACAAACACCCCUUCAUCCUCGUGGGACCCGAGGGCUGCGGUAAAGGGAUGUUGUUGAGGUACUGCUUUGACCAGCUACGGUCAACACAAGUAGCCACUGUCCACUGCAGUGCUCAGACCAACCCUACUCACGUCCUACAAAAACUUAACCAGUCAUGCAUGGUCCUCAACACAAACACAGGCCGUGUGUACCGACCCAAGGACUGUGAACGCCUCAUCCUCUACCUCAAGGACAUCAAUCUUCCUAAACCUGAUAAAUGGGGAACAUGUCAACUCAUAGCCUUCCUACAACAAGUUGUGACCUACAAUGGAUUCUAUGAUACGAACCUGGAAUGGGUCGGACUAGAAGGGGUACAGAUUGUUGCCAGUAUGAAUGCUGGAACUGGACUCGGUAGACACCAGCUGACUACGCGAUUCACCUCUGUAGUUAGGAUAUCUUGUAUAGGGUAUCCUGACCGUGAACAGUUACAGACCAUUUACUCGGCUUACCUACAACCCAUCAUACACAGACAGCUUGUACGCCACCCUGUGUGGGGUAAUACCUCCAAGGUCCACGCCCUGGCUGGCUCCAUGGUCCAGCUUUAUGAACAGUUACGAGCCCGAUUUACUGUGGACGAUUACAGCCACUACCUUUUCACCCCCCGGGAUCUGACCAAGUGGUGCCUCAAUUUCCUACGCUACGACCUUACUGCCGGGGCGAAGGAGGGAUCAAGUGAUCAUGUUCUCCAUAUAUGGGCGUAUGAAGCACGGCGAUUAUUCCGUGACAGAAUUGUCGGUACAGAUGGACUGAACAAGUUUGACAGUAUCCUCAUGUCUACCAUCAGAGCUGACUGGUCAGCUAAUAUCUUUGAUGCAUUAGAAGAUGAGUUUUUCGUGACUUGGGGAGCAAGAUCGGAAUCGGGAGCACCAGCAGUGGCAGCAGGAGCACCCCUACCACCUAAUGGCAAGCCACUGGGGAAGCUUGGUGUUGAUGAUCUCACGGCAGUCAUUGAAAGAGGACUAAAACUGUAUAGUAGGGAGAAUAGAGACCUUGACAUUUUGAUUUUCAAAGAAGUGUUGGAUCACAUGGCGCGAGUCGAUCGUGUGAUGACUAGCCCUGGGGGAUCCCUCCUCUUGGCUGGACGGAGUGGUGUCGGACGACGGACAGCGGUCACGCUGGUCGCACACAUGCAUCAAAUGACCACGUACUCGCCCAAAGUGUCUCGAGGAUAUGGAAUGAAGCAUUUUAAGAAUGACCUCAAAACAGUGAUGCAACAGGCAGGUAUGGAGGAUGAACAGGUCGUGUUGAUGUUAGAAGACCACCAAUUUAUUGAACCCCAGUUUCUGGAAAUGAUCAACAGUCUGCUGUCAUCGGGUGAGGUCCCCGGCCUCUACACCCCUGAGGAACUUGAACCCCUCCUCUCUCCACUCCGAGACAUGGCCUCAGAGGUCGGCUUUAGGGGCACUCUCGUCAAUUUCUUCGCCUCAAGAAUCAAAACCAACCUACACAUCGCCCUGAUUAUGGAUUGUACCAACAGUCGGUUUACACUCAACUGUGAGAGUAACCCCGCCUUCUAUAAGGAGUGUGCCGUCCAGUGGAUGGAGAACUGGAGCAGAGAUAGCAUGGUCAAGGUUCCCUAUAUGCUGCUGACCAAACCUUCGAAGAUAGAGGGCGCCAGUAUCGGUGAGAAAAAGACACACAAGCGCAAGCUGUCCGGAGGAGAGGACCUUCUGAAGUGUUUUCUCCAUGUCCACGAGUCGUGUGCGGCGGCCAACAUGGGUGCCACACCCAGGCGAUAUAUAUCCUUCCUUAACACUUACCAGAAAGUCUACGGCGACAAGAAGUCGGGGAUAGAGAAGAAACAGCACCAUCUACAGGCUGGUGUGUCAAAGCUCAACGAGGCAAAACAGUUGGUGGAUGAGCUGAAGAGGAAGGCUGCAGAACAGAGUAUAUUACUGGCCGAGAAACAAUCGGAGGCCGACUCCGCUCUCCGUGAAAUUACUGUCAGCAUGCAGAAUGCUAGUGACCAGAAGAAUGAGAUGGAGGUCCUGAAACAACAAGCUGCUGAGGAGGACAAGGUCUUACAGAAACGAAAGAAAGCCAUAGAUAUUGAGCUCCAUGAGGUGGAGCCACUAGUCCAGGCUGCCAAGAAAGCCGUCGGAAACAUCAAAACAGAAUCGCUGUCUGAGAUUCGAUCUCUCAGAGCUCCACCAGAUGUGAUUCGGGAUAUUUUGGAAGGUGUUCUUCGACUCAUGGGGAUUUUUGAUACCUCUUGGGUCAGCAUGAAAAGUUUCCUGGCCAAACGAGGGGUGAAAGAAGACAUCCAGACAUUUGAUGCUCGUAAAAUUAACCCUGAUAUUAGGAAAAGUGUGGAGGAACUCAUGCGAAAAAGCAAAGACUCGUUUGAGGCAAAGAAUGCCCGGCGUGCGUCUCUAGCAGCUGAGCCCUUGGCUGCCUGGGUGAAGGCAAACGUCCAGUACUCCUAUGUCCUGGAGAGGAUUGAGCCGUUGGAAACGGAACAGAAUGAACUUCUCAAGAACUUGCAGAAGGCUGAAGCACGGAUGGAGAAACUGAAACGUGCCCUGGACGAAGUAGACAGCAAGGUAGCACAGCUGAGGAACAGAUUUGAAACCCUGACAAAGGAGGCCGCCGAGUUAAAGAUCAAACUGGACAAGGAAAAUGAAACAAUCCAGGCUGCGGAGACACUUGUCACUAAACUGGAGGGAGAGUACGAGAGGUGGAGCAAUCAGGUUGGUGAGCUUACUGCAGAGUUGAAGGAGCUACCAAAGCGCACCCUGGUUGCGGCAGCCUUCAUUACGUAUCUAGCACAGGCCCCUGAAGAUGUUCGCCGCAACUGUAUCAACUCCUGGCUGGAGUCUAUGGGAGUCAGUAGGUUUGAUUUCCGUCGCUUCCUCAGUACUGAGAGUGAGCAACUGAUCUGGAAAUCUGAGGGGCUGCCAUCCGAUACAUUAUCCAUGGAGAACGCUCUCGUCAUCUUACAGAUGAAUGAGAUACCAGCAGGGAGUGCCUUGAGACCAUUCCUGGUAGAUCCAUCAUCAAGGGCAACAGAAUGGCUGAAAACUCAUCUUAAGGAGAAUCGUCUCGAAGUUAUAAACCAACAGGAUGCUAAUUUUUCCACAUCUCUGGAGCUGGCUGUACGGUUCGGAAAAACCCUCAUCAUACAGGAGGUAGAUGGAGUGGAGCCAGUACUCUAUCCUCUAUUGAGGGGCGAUCUCAUGGCUCAGGGUCCAAGGUAUGUUGUACAGAUUGGAGAAAAGACCAUAGAUUAUAAUGAGGAGUUUAGACUCUUCCUUACGACACGUAACCCUGCCCCGGAGAUCCCACCAGACGCCUUCUCCAUCAUUACUGAGGUUAACUUCACCACUACCAGAGCUGGUCUGACUGGUCAGCUGCUAGCCAACACCAUCCAAAAUGAGAAGCCUGAACUCGAAGUGAGGAAAACAGAACUGCUCAAGACUGAGGAGGACCUCAAGAUUCAACUGGCCAAGCUAGAGGAAUCGCUGUUAGAGGAGCUGGCCAAUGCCAAGGGUAACAUCCUGGAGAACAAAGAACUACUGGACUCUCUGAACAAGACCAAGGCCAGCAGUAUAACCAUUACGGACUCCCUGACAGAGUCUGUAAGACUUCAGGCCUCCCUCGACCAGGAGAGGAAUACUUACCUCCCCCUGGCAGAGAAAGGCAGUACUUUGUACUUCGUCAUCAGUGAUCUCGCCAAAAUCAACAACAUGUACCGGUUUAGUCUGGCAGCGUUCCUACGACUCUUCUCUCGAGCUCUCAGCUCAAAACAGGAUGGAAGUGGGACUGAUCACCGUAUCCAGAAACUCGGCCAGCGUCUACAAGUGCUUGUGUACGAGUACGUCUGCCGCUCCAUCUUCAAGAAUGACCGUCUCAUGUUCGCCAUGCACAUGGUCCAUGGGAUGAGACCGGAUCUCUUCCAGGAAAAUGAGUGGGAGUUGUUCACAGGGAUCUUGGUGGGAGAAUCAGACUCGCAGCGAGGACCAAGCUGGGUUGACCCGGAACGCAUGGCCGCAAUGGCCAGUCUUAAGUCUAAUUUACCAAAACUGUACCAGCAAUUCAACUUUGACGAUUCCUCCAUGUGGUCGAGUUUCUCCCGUAGCAGUGAGUGUGAGACAGAAUUCCCGUCGGUGAUAGAGAAGAAAACCAGUUUGUUUCAGCAGCUGUUAGCGGUACAAACUGUUAGACCAGACCGACUACAGACUGCCAUGGGAUUGUUCGCCUGCAAAGCUCUAGCCAUGAAGGAGCUGUCUGCACCGUCUGUCAACCUAAAGAAGUUAUUUGAGACCGAGACAAUGGCUGAGGAACCCAUUCUUAUAGUUAUCUCCCCUGGAGCUGACCCCUCACAGGAGCUGCAGGAACUGGCCGCGGACGUCAUUGGCCACGAAAAGUACCACCAGGUUGCCAUGGGUCAAGGUCAAGCAGACAUCGCCAUGCAGUUACUGCGGGAUUGCUCUCAGAACGGGGAAUGGCUGUGUCUAAAGAAUCUCCACUUGGUGACCGCCUGGUUACCCCAGCUAGAGAAGGAAAUUAACACUCUGAAACCUCACGCUGAUUUCCGUCUGUGGAUGACGGCCGAGGUCCACCCCAAGUUCCCCACCAUCCUGCUUCAGAGCAGUUUGAAAAUAACCUACGAGUCCCCGCCUGGUGUGAAGAGGAACUUGUACCGUUCAUUUGAGACAUGGAGUCCGGAGUAUUUCAGUAAGACUGGCAGUGUGAUUCGCUCCCAGGCCAUGUUUGCCCUCGCAUGGUUCCAUGCCAUCAUGCAGGAGCGACGAGUCUUCAUCCCACAGGGUUGGACCAAGUUCUACGAGUUUUCCCUGUCAGAUCUCCGAGCUGGGGCGGAUAUCAUUGAUCGGCACUGUAAAGCAAAUCAAGAUGUCCAGUGGCAGUUUAUCCAUGGCUUGUUUGAGUUUGCCAUCUACGGUGGUCGUGUAGACAAUCCGUUUGACAUGCGGGUGAUGGUGUCCUACCUGCGACAGUUCUUCGAUGCAAACACGCUGUCGCCCCAGAACAGGAACAAACGACUCGGACCAAUCCGCCUCCCGAAUUCUACAAACAUAUCAGAUUUCACUGCCGCGAUCGGAGAACUGCCCGAGUUUGAUAACCCAUCGUAUUUCGGUCUCCCUGACAAUAUUGACCGGUCAGCCCAGCGUAUGGUCAGCUCACAGGUCAUCUCCCAGCUUAAGAUUCUCCAGCGUGCCAAUGUCAAAGCCAGCAGGUUCGACAAGGAGGUCUGGGCGAAUGAGCUCAGUCCCCUUCUCAACCUCUGGAAGACACUUAACAAGGGCUCCCAGAUCAUACAGAUGAGGAUAAGCCCACCAGUGGCUAAGUCUGGACAGGAGUCUCCGAUCCUAUCGUUCAUCUUCUUGGAGCGGUAUAAUGCUGUCAAACUUGUCCAGAAGAUCCACCACUCUCUGGCCUCACUGAGCAAGGUGAUCCGUGGUACUCAGCUUCUGACCAGUGAGGUCCAGGGACUGGCUGCAGCCUUACUUAACCAGGAGACUCCCUUGAACUGGCUGUCUAAAUGGGAUGGACCUGAGGACCCUAUUGUAUAUCUCCGUGGUCUGGUAGCCAGGGCAACAGCCAUUCAAAAAUGGGUUGACAAGGCGGAGAAUGGAAGCCUCCUGAGAGAUCAGUUAGAUCUGUCGGAACUUUUCCAUCCGGACACAUUCCUAAAUGCUCUCCGUCAGCAAACAGCAAGAGAGAUGGGCUGUUCCAUGGAUAGUCUGAAGUUCGCUAGUACCUGGAAGGGGUCUAUCCAGGGAGCCCGCACCGCCGUCAAGCUAGGCGGCCUUCAGAUGGAAGGAUGUAGCUUUGACGGGUCCAGACUCUCAGACAACCAGCGAGACUCUCCCAGUGUGUCUGGUAUACCACCCUGUGUGAUCGCUUGGGUACCAAAGGAUGCCCCAGCACCAUACGGCCUAGAUGAGGUAAUCACCAUCCCAAUCUACUACAGUGCUGAGCGAGAUCGUAUCGUAACGAGGCUGGAUGUCCCAUGUGGGGGUAACCAGAGCCAUUGGCUACAGUGUGGUGCUGCGCUCUUCCUCCGCAGUCAGUGACCGAGGCUAUUUUAGUGACUUCAUAAUUAUCUUAUUAACUUUUUAGUUCCUCUGACAAGUGUUCUUGUGAAGGACUUUGUGUGAUGAUAAUUCGAUCGGUUGUGCAUUGACUUUGUUGUUCAGAUAGAAGAGAAAUAUCACUGUUUCAGAAUUAGGGAUUGUGAAAACAAGACUGAUAUCAACAUUGGUGUACAUGUUAAUGACAUUAUAUUAUAUGAAAAAAUUGAAAAGGAUAGCUCAAAAUAAGCAGUUCUUUUAAAAAUGAUAAUAUUUGCUUAUAAGAUAGAACUGUAUGAUAAAUUAUGUGCUUUGUUUGUGCUAUAUGGUAGAUUUUGUACUGCUCCUCAACCAUUUUGUUAAAAAUCAUGGAAUGUCCAAGACAUUUUCGCUUAUUAAUUUAUUCUGAAGUUUAUUUAUUUUUGUUGUGAGAGACAUUCUUUUGUCAAUAUUUGACAUGUAUUAGAUUAUCUGUGAUAAAAUUAACAAUUGAAAUAUAUUUAUUUAAUUAGUUUUAUUCUUUCCGUCCAUUUCAUAUCAAAUUAUGAAUAUAAAAAUAAAAUGUCACAAAAUAA